Oryza sativa Japonica Group (Japanese rice) is the source of this 2040-nucleotide messenger RNA. Its product is annotated as UDP-glycosyltransferase 86A1. NCBI's taxonomy places the organism in Eukaryota, Viridiplantae, Streptophyta, Magnoliopsida, Poales, Poaceae. Gene Ontology annotation, molecular function: UDP-glucosyltransferase activity. The record is from RefSeq and is a predicted model, not a curated record.
UAUCUUAUUUAUUUUUUUUUAGUUUUUUCAUAACCAUUUAGAUGAUAUAGGAGAUGUCUCCUCGUAUGUUUAGAAUAGUUCUGUAUAAAUUCUUUUUUAACGAAUAGUUCCCUAUAAAUUCCACUAGCUUGGUAGCGGAGUGAACCAGUGAUAGAGCAGACGAAAGAAUCAUAGGAUUGGUUGGUUGAUUAGCUGCUAGCGCUACUAGCUUGGCGAUCGGCAAUGGGGGAAGAGGUUGCUGCCACCGCCGCCGCCGCCGCCGGCGGCAAGCCGCACGCGGUGGUGGUGACGUACCCGCUGCAGGGCCACGUGAACCCGGCGGUGCACCUGGCGCUGCAGCUGGCGGCGCGGGGGUUCGCCGUCACGUUCGUCAGCACGGAGUCCGUCCACGAGCAGACGGCGCGCGCGCUCGGCGUCGCCGAUCCGUCCGGCUACGACGUCUUCGCCGCGGCGCGCGCCGCCGCCGCGAAAGGGGGCGGCGGCGGCGAGACGGUGGCGGCCGCCAUGGACGUGCGGUACGAGGUGGUGAGCGACGGCCUCCCCGUGGGGUUCGACCGGUCGCUGAACCACGACGACUUCAUGGGGUCGCUGCUCCACGCGUUCGGCGCGCACGUCGAGGCGCUGCUCCGCCGCGUCGUCGUCGACGCGGCGGCGACGUUCCUCGUCGCUGACACCUUCUUCGUCUGGCCGGCGACGCUCUCCAAGAAGCUCGGGAUCCCCUACGUCUCCUUCUGGACCGAGCCGGCGCUCAUCUUCAACCUCUACUACCACAUCAACCUCCUCACCGAGCACGGUCACUUCCGUUGCAACGAGCCGAGGAAGGACACGAUCACGUACGUGCCGGGGGUGGAGGCGAUCGAGCCGGGGGAGCUGAUGUCGUACCUGCAGGACACGGACACGACCACGGUGGUGCACCGCAUCAUCUUCAGGGCGUUCGAGGAGGCCCGCGGCGCCGACUACGUGGUGUGCAACACGGUGGAGGAGCUGGAGCCGUCCACCAUCGCCGCGCUCCGCCGCGAGCGGCCGUUCUACGCCGUCGGCCCCAUCCUCCCCGCCGGCUUCGCCCGCAGCGCCGUCGCCACCUCCAUGUGGGCCGAGUCCGACUGCUCCCGGUGGCUCGCCGCGCAGCCGCCGCGCUCCGUGCUCUACGUCUCCUUCGGCAGCUACGCCCACGUCACGCGCCGCGAGCUCCACGAGAUCGCCCGCGGCGUGCUCGCCAGCGGCGCCCGGUUCCUGUGGGUGAUGCGGCCGGACAUCGUCAGCUCCGACGACCCCGACCCGCUCCCCGACGGCUUCGCCGCCGCCGCCGCCGCCGACGGCCGCGGCGUGGUGGUGCCGUGGUGCUGCCAGGUGGAGGUGCUCGCCCACCCCGCCGUCGCCGCCUUCCUCACGCACUGCGGCUGGAACUCCAUCCUGGAGAGCGCGUGGGCCGGGGUGCCGAUGCUGUGCUUCCCGCUGCUCACCGACCAGUUCACCAACCGCCGCCUCGUCGUGCGGGAGUGGCGCGCCGGCGUGGCCGUCGGCGACCGCGGCGCCGUGGACGCCGGCGAGGUGAGGGCGAGGAUCGAGGGGGUGAUGCGCGGGGAGGAAGGGGAGGUGCUCCGGGAGCAGGUGGGCAAGAUGCGGGCCACGCUGCACGCCGCCGUCGCGCCCGGCGGCUCGUCGCGCCGCGGCUUCGACGAGCUCGUCGACGAGCUGAAGCGCCGCUGCGGCGGCGGCGGCGGCCGCCAUUGACCCGGCGGGUCAAAGCACAUGUACACGUCAUCGAUACACCGCCAUGCCACGCGUCUCGUAACGUGUCGGGCUCGUAUGAACUAGUAGUAUCAUCGUUCUCGUACGUGCACACACGUACAAGUCCUAGAUUGUAGCCACUGUGCCAGUGACGUGCAGCAGAUGUGUCUAUGUAGAAGCUACUGUAAUUUGGGGAUUUGCUGGGCAGAACCACCCAAAUGUUUGCGAGAACGGAUUGUGUUUCCGUUCAAACUAAGUUUGUUUGAAGCGAUGUGUUUGUGUGUUCAAAUAAAAACACAUUUGAAUUUU